AUGGGUGAACCAGCUAAAAAGAAAGCCAAAACCGCUACUACCGCGGUAUCAGAAUCAAGAAUAUCACGUACCAUUGCUGCUUGUAAACGAUGUCGAUCCAAAAAAGUCAAAUGUGAUCAAGAGUUCCCUCAAUGUGGGAAAUGUAAAGCCAGAGGUGUUGAAUGUAUUGGUGUUGACCCUGUUACUGGCAGAGAAAUUCCAAGAUCUUAUAUUAUACAUCUUGAAGAAAGAGUCAAACAGUUGGAAAGUCAAUUAAAACAACAAAGCUACGGUAGCAGUGGUCGUGGGGAUGGCAGUAAUAGUAGUUGUACCGAAACAAACAAUAACAUUCCUAUUCCAUUGAAACUCCCCAAUGGGGUGGAUGAGUCAACGAAAGAGCCUAUAUCAUUUUCAAAAUUAAUGUCAACUGCUGUUAAAGUUCAACAGAAAACUCAAGAACCUUUGAAAAUUGAAGUUAGUCAUACUAGAUCUGGAAAUGAAGAUUAUGAAAUUUUACCUGCUGUAUUACCACCAAAGAGUACUGCUGUGCAAUUUCUCCAAGUAUUUUUCCAUCAAUGUAAUUCCCAAAUUCCAUUAUUCCAUCGUGAAGAAUUUCUUAGAGAUUAUUUCAUUCCGAUUUAUGGGAAAUUUGAUGAAUCUAUUUCAUUGGCAUCCAACAGUACAACUAUUAAUACGUCGUUUUUUCAACAUUUAUAUACCAAUGGACAACAAUGUUGGUUUGAUACAUACAAGAAUGAGAUUCAAGAUAAAUUAUCAGGAGAAGAAGAAGGAGAUGAUGAUUCUUCUGAGGUUGAUAUACACAAAUUGUCGGAAAGAAUAAUUCCACCAGUUAAAUUUAGAAAAGCUUUGUAUUUUUUGAAUUUAGUAUUUGCAGUUGCAACUUCCACUCAUCAUUUAAGAUAUCCGGUUCAUAUAUCUGAAUCAUUUAGAUUAGCAGCAAUGAAAUACUCACAAUAUGUUGAGCAUUUAAGUGAUCAAUUAGAACAUUUACAAGGAAUAUUAUUAUAUGCACAUUACUCAAUUAUGAAACCUACAAAUCCUGGAGUUUGGUAUAUCAUGGGACAAGCGUUGAGAAUUUGUGUUGAUUUGGAUUUACAAAAUGAAAUGAAAACUAAAUCUAAACAAAAUAUAAAUAUUGAUAGUUUUACAAGAGAUAAAAGAAGAAGAAUAUUUUGGUGUACAUAUUCAAUUGAUAGACAAAUUUGUUUUUAUCUAGAUCGUCCGUUUGGUAUACCUGAUGAAAGUAUUAACACUCCAUAUCCUUCAAAUUUAGAUGAUUCUAAAAUUAUUCCUCGUGAUGUUAUAACUGAUUAUACUUUAGCUGAUGAUGUUAGUUAUAAAAAUGUAUCACUUGCAUUUUUCAAAAUUAGAAAUAUUCAAAGUCAAGUAACUAAAAUUCUUUAUACCAGCGGUGAAGUACCGAGGAAAUAUACUGAUUUAAAUCAUUGGAAACAAUCAAUAUUACUUGAAUUAGAACAUUGGAAGAAUGAAUUACCUAAUCUGGUACAAAUGAAUUGUAAUUUUAAUCCAAUUUUUUUCAAUUUAAAUUAUCAUCAUACUUUAUUAUAUAUUCAUGGUUUAAGUCCAAAGAAUUAUAAGCUUUCAAUUACUGAUUAUGAACAAUUAUCCAAUUCUGCUAAAGAAGUGAUUAAUUGUUAUACUCAAUUAUUACAUACUAAAAGUAUAAAUUAUACUUGGGCAGGAGUACAUAAUUUAUUCAUGGCGGGUACAUCAUAUUUAUAUGCAUUAUAUAAUAGUCCAGAAAUCAGGAUUUCAAAUCCUAUAAAUGAAGUCAAAACUUUUACAAAUAAUUGUUUAACUGUGUUGCAAUCAUUUUUAGGUAGAUGUGAUGUUGCAGGAUAUUGUUGUGAAAUUUUUCACAAUUUAACAAUGGUUAUAUUAAAAUUAAACUAUAAUCAACAAGAAUUAUCUGAUUUUGAAACAACAACAUCAUCAUCAAAAGUGUCAAGAGAAAGUUUGUAUCGUAUAAAUAAUGGAAAUGUUCAUUCAAAUUUAUUUCAUUUAGUUACUGAAUUGGAUCAUUUAAACCCUUUGAUUAAUUCAUCUAAUAAUAAAAUUAAUAAAGAUUAUGAAGAAUUUAGUAUGAAUAGUGAUUUAUCACCACCUCCAAUUGUGAUUCAAUGGAAUGAUCAAGAUGUUGAAUCUUUUUUCAAAGAAUUAAAUCAAGCUGAUCAACAUCAUCAACAACAGGAGCUUCAUAAUCCCGUUGUUUCUCCUGCUAAUUCUCGUGAAGGGAAAGAAACCUUUGAAUUAUUACAUGAUAUGCCUAAUGAAAUCAUCUGGGGCGAAUUCUUCACUAGCAAAUAA
Molecule: messenger RNA, 2328 nt
Organism: Candida tropicalis MYA-3404
Lineage: Eukaryota; Fungi; Ascomycota; Pichiomycetes; Serinales; Debaryomycetaceae
Gene: PPR1
Product: Ppr1p
Exons: 1
Coding region: 1-2328 (775 amino acids)
Biological process (GO): DNA-templated transcription; positive regulation of transcription by RNA polymerase II
Molecular function (GO): sequence-specific DNA binding; zinc ion binding; DNA-binding transcription factor activity, RNA polymerase II-specific
Source: RefSeq, a predicted model, not a curated record